AUGAUGCCUGGCCGGUCUCUGCGCAAAACCACGCCGCCAGCCGCUCCUACAGGACGGGAGGCGGCGGCGGCGGAGUGCGCCCUGGAACUGGCUCGCAUCGGCGACAGAUUGAACCUGCGGCAGAGGCUUCUCAACCUGUUCUCCAAGCUGUUCUCGCCGAACCCCGAAACGCGGGCUGCCCGCGGACACGGCGAGCGGAACAGAGGAAGACCUUGGCUUUGUGGAUUUGGAAGAAAAGGCUCCACAGACAGUGGGAGAUGAAGAGACCUCAAAUCUCGCUGCGUUGUAUUUUUAGCUGCCCGGAGCCGCUGGAAGAUGGCUAUCACAUGAUUUCUCUGAAGAAUGUUACAGCAAUACUGGCGUAUGAAUGCCAUGUGGGAAAAAAAGAUAACGAUGGGCAGAGUCCCUAAACUGUGCAGUGGUGACUUGUGGUAAGCUGGUGACAUGGGGAGAUUUGGGGCAAGACUGAACUUGCCCUUCACCGUGGUCUGAGAACACUUUCAGGAACCCGAGCUCCCCAGUCACCUUCUGCUCCUCAUGUCCCACUGCCAUGUUUCACCGAGGAGUUCAGCCCUCCUCCAGGAUGAAGCCAAAAAAAGUGCUAGUGUUUUGGAACUUGGGAUCACAUACCACAAAGGAAAAGCCAGUUGCUGGAUUUUUGACUGCUCCUCUUUUCUGAACUACGGAAUUCUGCUGGACGGCGAUCUGGAAUUAAAAUUUGUUAAAGACAA
Molecule: messenger RNA, 731 nt
Organism: Sturnus vulgaris (Common starling)
Lineage: Eukaryota; Metazoa; Chordata; Aves; Passeriformes; Sturnidae
Gene: PMAIP1
Product: phorbol-12-myristate-13-acetate-induced protein 1
Biological process (GO): apoptotic process; positive regulation of apoptotic process; DNA damage response
Source: RefSeq, a predicted model, not a curated record